Messenger RNA from Bipolaris maydis ATCC 48331, 237 nucleotides. NCBI's taxonomy places the organism in Eukaryota, Fungi, Ascomycota, Dothideomycetes, Pleosporales, Pleosporaceae. The record is from RefSeq and is a predicted model, not a curated record.
GCCCGAGCACGAGGGUGCAUAUUCGACCCUAUCCAAACUGGUUGGAUGCCAGGUCCCUGCGUCGACAUGGAACUCACAAACGAGUUUAUAGCCUCUCAUGAGUGGAAAUGGUUUAAUGAUGAAGCACUCACGAAGCCCAAUACACAAGAGGCUGUGCUUCGAGGCUAUGGAGGCGCUGAUGCCUAUACAAUAGACGACUACCAUUUCCGUCACUGCGAGUACACCCUAAAACAGCUG